AUGAUUAGAAGCUCUUAUCAUAUCCUAUUUGUUGUUUUAUUAUCAUUGAUUCUAGGAUAUUAUUUGAGAGGGAUUGAGAUUGGAGAGUUUGGAUACAGAAACAAGGUUUUUGAGAAGAUUUCUACGUUGAAAAUGGCGGAGCAUAUACAUGAUGGGGAUGUGACGGAGAAGAAUAGAGAACAUUGGGACACGCACGCCUCAACCUACGACACGCGGUUCCAAAAAACCAUGGAACAACUAAUCUCCAUCAUCCAAGAAGACCGCACCAUGUCCUUUAUCGGCGCCAAUUGGGCCACCGAAACCUCUCCCCCAGAGCAUACCGUCAAGCUCCUCGACUACGCCUGCGGCACCGGUCUCAUCACCCGUGCUCUACUCCCCACCAUCACCCGCGCCAUCGGCAUCGAUCUCUCUUCCUCCAUGGUAUCGCAAUACAACGCACGCGCAUCCAACCAAGGACUUUCUUCAUCCGAAAUGUUUGCUCAUCAAGGAAACUUGCUUUCCUCUGAGCCAGCCCCGGAAUUGGAGAUUGAAGAUCUCUAUCAAUUUGAUAUUGCGGUUGUGGGAUUGGGAUUUCAUCAUUUCUCAAACCCGUCUUUGGCGGCGAGGAAAAUUGGAGAGAGGUUGAAGAAAGGUGGGAUUUUGGCCGUAGUUGAUUUUGAAAGUCAUGAUGGGUAUGGAAAUCCUCAUGAUCAUGGGGAGCAUGGUCACGGACAUGGUCAUCAUGGACACGGACAUGAACAUCAUGAGGAGCUAAAUGAACAAGCUCAACAAGCAAAGGAAACAGUUACUCAUCAUGGAUUUUCCGAGGAGGAGAUCAAGAAGAUUUUCGUCGAUGCAGGUGUAGGUGCGGAUUUCGGAUAUAUGGUAUUGGGGAAGGGGAUUGUGUUUCAUGGAACUGGGGUUGAGGGAGGGAGAAAAGAUAUGAAGAGGGCAGUUUUUAUGGCGAGAGGUGUCAAAUUGUGA
This is a messenger RNA of Botrytis fragariae, 963 nucleotides long. Its product is annotated as putative 2-heptaprenyl naphthoquinone protein. The record is from RefSeq and is a predicted model, not a curated record. Bases 1 to 963 code for a protein of 320 amino acids. NCBI's taxonomy places the organism in Eukaryota, Fungi, Ascomycota, Leotiomycetes, Helotiales, Sclerotiniaceae. Gene Ontology annotation, molecular function: S-adenosylmethionine-dependent methyltransferase activity. The transcript has 2 exons.